CGCGCACACGCGCACACAGCCUCCACAACCUAGCGAUGCUGCACGUGGAGUCUUUCUGUUCCACAGUCAGCGAGCCGCAGUUUCUCCGCUAACUUACACGCCAUCGUUCGGUCGCGCAGCAGCAGACCCACACACCCGCGCACACACACGCACGCACGCACGCGCGCGCCGUGGACUCGGCCGGGCGGAGUUUCUGUGGGACUUUCAGCUCGUCCUGCAUCGGUACCAAACUGCGCUCGGGGCGGCUGAACCCCGGAAUGGAGCCCCUGCGCUUUUGAGGGACAAAACCAUUUUCCCCGGACAAAUCAGGAGAGCGGAGCAGCUGACCAAAGCUCCGGCGAAUAUUUGGUCACUUCCAGAAACUUUUUUUUUUCCCGCAGAGCAUCAUGAGAACCGCUCUACGUUUCUCCAACCGUUUCGGAACUUAAAGCAGAUCAGUUAGCAGAAAACCGAAGACAAGAAAAGUACCGUUUGGUGUGGAUAGUGAGAUUAUGCCACAUUUCCAGCAGGACUGCACGCGCUUCGAGGAAUUCUAAAAACACCUCCAGGAAAGUGGGAAUGAUGCCACACUCAAUGGGAAUGUUAUUUUUCCUUUUACUCGGAUUACUACACACAAGUGCAGGAUCACGUCUUCGUCAGGAGGACUACCCCCCUCGGAUUGUGGAGCACCCCUCAGACCUGAUCGUGUCGAAAGGCGAGCCUGCCACCUUGAACUGUAAGGCGGAGGGGCGGCCGUCCCCCACCGUGGAGUGGUAUAAGGACGGCGAGCGUGUGGAGACGGACAGGGACAAUCCUCGCUCACACCGAAUGCUCCUGCCCAGUGGCUCCCUCUUCUUCCUGCGCAUCGUACACGGCCGCCGCAGCAAACCUGAUGAUGGCAGCUACGUGUGUGUAGCCAGGAACUACCUGGGAGAGGCGGUCAGCCACAAUGCCUCACUGGAAGUAGCCAUCCUGCGUGAUGAUUUCAGACAGAACCCUGCAGAUGUGAUGGUGGCAGAAGGCGAACCUGCCGUGCUGGAAUGCCAGCCACCUCGUGGCCAUCCAGAGCCCACCAUUUCCUGGAGGAAAGAUGGAGCCAACAUCAACGACAGAGAUGAGCGCAUUACGAUCCGCAGUGGAAAGCUGAUGAUCACUAACGCGCGGAAGAGUGAUGCUGGGAAGUACGUUUGUGUGGGAACCAACAUGGUGGGAGAGCGUGAGAGUGAGAUAGCUGAGCUGACUGUGCUAGAGCGACCGAGCUUCACGCGAAGGCCAAGCAGUGUGGUGGUCCUGGCCGACGAGAGUGUGGAGUUUCGUUGUGAGGCGCGAGGAGACCCCUUUCCCACCAUCCGUUGGAGGAAGGAGGACGGGGAGCUGCCCAAGGGGAGGUAUGAAAUACUGGAGGACCACACGUUGAGUUUGCGGCGCGUGACCCCCGCCGAUGUGGGCUCCUACAGCUGCCUGGCUGAGAACAUGGUGGGGAAAGCUGAGGCUUCAGCAACGCUGACCGUGCAUGUCACGUCUGUGCCCCCAGCGUUUGUAGUGCGUCCCCGGAACCAGGUGGUGGGUGUGGGGCGAACAGUUACUUUCCAGUGUGAAGCCACGGGGAACCCCCAGCCUGCCAUCUUUUGGCAGCGAGAAGGCAGCCAGAACCUGCUGUUCUCCUACCAGCCCCCUCAGCCCUCCAGUCGUUUCUCUGUCUCUCAGACGGGUGAUCUGACCAUCAUGGAUGUGCAGCGCUCAGAUGGCGGCCUUUACAGCUGCCAGGCACUCAAUAUCGCCGGCAGUGUCAUCACCAAGGCCCUGCUGGAGGUCACAGACGUGGUUUCGGAUCGGCCUCCUCCGGUUAUUCGGCAGGGUCCAGAGAACCAGACGGUAGCGGUGGAUGGGACAGUGGUGCUGAAUUGCAUAGCAACAGGAACACCCAUGCCAACACUGCUCUGGAGGAAGGAUGGGAUGCUUGUGUCCACUCACGAUUCACGCAUUUCUCAGCUGGACAGUGGAGCUCUGCAGAUCCGUUACACCAAGCUUGGGGAUACAGGAGUGUAUACGUGUGUGGCCACCAGCCCCAGCGGCGAGGCAACGUGGAAGGCCUACCUGGCUGUGGAAGAGUUUGGAGUGGCGGUGCAGCCUGGCAGACCCACCGACCCCAACCUGAUCCCCAGCGCCCCCUCCAAGCCUGAGGUCACUGAUGUUACACGCACCUCUGUCACACUCUCCUGGAAGGCUAACCUUAACGGAGCUACACCAACUUCUUAUAUCAUUGAGGCCUUCAGCCAUGCGUCUGGGAGUAGCUGGGUGACCCUUGCUGACCAUGUGAAGACUGAGUCCUUUGUACUGAAGGGUCUGAAGCCCAGUGCAGUGUAUCUCUUUCUGGUGAGGGCAGCCAACGCCUAUGGCCUGAGUGACCCCAGCCCUAUCACAGAUGCCAUCCGGACACAAGACACCCCUCCCACUAUGCAGGGUGUGGACCACCGUCAGAUACAAAAGGAACUGGGGGAUGUGGUGGUUCACCUGCACAAUCCCACCAUCCUCUCAUCUUCCUCAGUCAGGGUGCAGUGGACGGUGGAGCAACAGUCUCAGUACAUUCAGGGCUAUAAGGUCAUGUACCGUCCCUCUUCUGAGUCAGGUGAGCCCAGAGGUCAGUGGGGUGUGUUUGAGGUACGGACCCCCGGUGAGGAUGGGGUGGUGGUGCCUCAGCUCAAGAAGGGCGUCACCUACGAGUUCAAAGUGCGUCCAUUCUUUGAUGAGUUUCAGGGUGUGGACAGCGAGGUGAAGGUGGUCAGGACAUUUGAAGAGGCUCCUAGUGGGGCCCCACGUGGGGUUACUGUGACUAAGAGUGACACCAAUGGGACAGCCAUCCUGGUCGCCUGGCAACCGCCUCCAGUGGAGGAACAGAAUGGAGUGGUGCAAGAGUACAAGAUUUGGUGCCUUGGCAAUGAGAGCCGUUACCACAUCAACCGGACUGUGGAUGGCUCCACCUUCUCCAUUGUCAUCCCCAGUCUGUCCCCUGGCAUUCGCUAUAGUGUGGAAGUCGCUGCUAGCAACGGGGCUGGCCCUGGGGUCAAGAGUGAUGUCACCUUUUUUCAGCUAGACUCGUCUGGCCAGGUUUUAGAGAGUAUGGAUGACCGGGACACCUUUUCUCACAUCUCUGAUGUGGUGAAACAGCCUGCGUUCAUUGCUGGGAUCGGCGCCACCUGCUGGGUGGUGCUCAUGGUUUUCAGUGUGUGGCUCUAUCGCCACCGUAAGAAGAGGAGCGGCCUCAGCAGCAGCUACGCUGGCAUUCGUAAGGUACCAUCCUUCACUUUCACCACAACAGUGGCCUAUCAGAGAGGAGGAGAUGCUGUAUGCAGUGCUGGAAGGCCUGGCCUAUUGAACAUGGGAGAGACAGCCAAUCAGCCAUGGUUAGCAGACUCAUGGCCAAACACCUGUGCCAAUCACAAAGACUGCAGCAUCAACUGCUGCAAUGGGGGCAAUGGCACAAGCGACAGCAACUUGACCACCUACAGCCGUCCAGCUGAUUGCAUUGCUAACUACAACAGUCAGCUGGAUAAUAAGCAGGGGGUUCUGAUGGGUUCGGACUCUGCAGUCUACAGUGAUGUGGACCUGUCCAACAAACUCAACGAGAUGAAGACCUUUAACAGCUGCUACAUGGGACCUGGAGGCAGUCCUCCUACACCGUAUGAGCCCACACCUUAUGCCACCACCCAGCUCAUCCAGUCAAACAUCAUGAACAAGAACAGUGGGGCGGGGCCUGGCGAUUUCAACGACAAGCGCUGGAAACCCCAACAACCAAAGCCCCCAGAAAUGACAUCACAGCUCCAGUUCAACAUUAUGGAACAAAAUAGACUGAACAAGGAUCAUUAUAGAGGGGGUGAGGUCAGCCUGCCUCCAACCAUCCCCUAUAACCAGGCAAAUGAGCACAGCUCGGCAGGGUCCUACCACAGCUCAGACAGAGGAAGCAACAGCACCUCAGGGAGUCAAAAUUAUAAAAAAGCUACUCGCACACCUAAACUAGCCAAACAGAAUGCAGUGAAUUGGGCUGAGCCACUGCCCCCUCCCCCUCUGAAUCCCCCACCCAGCCGCAGCACUGAGGACUACCUACAGCCCAUGGACAAGAGCUUUGAUCCAGACCCACAGUGCCCCAUGCUUCAGAGCCGCAUGUAUCUGCACCAGGGGGAGAUGGAAGAGGAGGAAGAAGAGCAGGAGAGUAUGGACCGAUGCCCCACGCCGCCUGUCAGAGGGGCGGCCUCUUCCCCUGCUGGAAUGUCCUAUAGUCAUCAAUCCACAGCCACGCUCACCCCUUCCCCUCAGGGGGAUUUGCACCCAGGCCUAAAUAACAACGAGGAACGCAGACGACACACAACGAGUCCCCCUCCUCCACCUCGGCCCCUCUCACCUACUCACACCUAUGGCUACAUCUCUGGCCCAUUAGCAGUGGACAGUGGGACCCUGGAGUUAGAAGGUGAGGAAGAAGGUGAUCAGACAGAUGGAGAGUCGGGCCUUCGGCAAUAUCAACAGCAUCCAGGCUCACAGUAUCACUCUCAGCAGCAGAACCAGCAGCAGCAAGUUCCUCUCUCCCGCCGCCUGCAGCUGCACAGGGGCCUGGAGCAGACCCCUGCCUCCAGCACUGGUGACCUGGAGAGCUCCGUCACAGGUUCCAUGAUCAAUGGCUGGGGUUCUGCCUCCGAGGAGGACAACGCAUCAUCCGGCCGGUCCAGUGCCAUCAGCUCCUCUGAUGGCUCCUUCUUCACCGAUGCUGAUUUUGCCCAGGCUGUCGCCACGGCGGCUGAGUAUGCUGGCCUGAGAGUGGCCCAUUAUCCAGGGCCUGUGGACAUCGGAGGAGGGGGUCAGAAAUACCACAUUGGCCACCGCCCGAGUAGCCCAGUGUCCACAGACAGCAACAUGAGCACUGCAGUGAUGCAGAGGAAGCCACACAAAAGGCACAAGCAGCAUGCAGCUAGUCACCAGAACCACCAGCAGCAGCAACAACCACCACCACCACCAGAGAAUUAUGCAGAUGACCCAUCCGUGCCCUUGAGCCCCGCUCCAGCUGGCCUGAAGUCUCCCAGCCAUGGCUCCAGGUGUAGUUAUGAGGAGAGGGGGGCCACACUGCCCAGGAUGGGCUGUGGAGAAGCCAGAGACAGAAGAGGAAGUGCAGGAGGCUACCGGACGAGAGAGGGAUCAGCCGAUCGACGAGGAGACCAUGAUAGACAUCGGAACCCACAUGGAGGCAAAGGCAGCAGCAAAGCACGUCAACAAGCAGCUGCAGAGGAUAUUCCUCCUUACAACCGGCCCUCCUUCCCCUCAGCACAAAGCCAGAAGGAGGCUCCCAGCUCCUCCAGCUCAGUGUCAUCCCGGGGCUCUGGGGGCAGGAGGCGGGGAGAUGUGGGCCUGGGGGGGCGCAGAAACCCUAGCGAAGCAGGACUCCCCAGCUUGGGGGCCUUUUCUCCCCAGGAAGAAGAGUUAGAGCUGCUGGAGAGCUGAGGGUCCAGUCAGGACAAGAGAAAGGAUCCUGAUGGCCGAGUGGAGCCCAUCUUACUGUGGACCAUACACGAUUCAGACCAUCUACAGUCAUUCACAAUUAUGUACUUCAUCGGAUCUGUCUUUACAGAAAAAAAGGACUGACCAAUGUGUAAUGUUUUCUUUUUUUUUUAUCUGUUUCAAUAUUUAAUCUUUCCAGCGUGAGGAACAAAGAGGAACAAUUGGAUGCUUUAGAGGGUUUUUUUGAGUAGGUGAUUUUUUCUGCUUUAAAGCCCCAUUGCUUGGUGUGAGUUUGUGGAGAGCAGGUGUGUUCUCACAGCAGGGGUCCUGAGCGUUAUGGGAGUGUAACAGAAACUGUGUGUGGGAGCAUCAGAGGACCAUCAGUACAAACAGAAGUUUUCUUCACUCUUCUACUGUGAUCCAGUACUUCAGUAUGGUCAAUAUGGUCUUCCCUCUCACGGCUCUCCAGACUUCUUUUCUGCAUCGGGUUACGAGGGUCACUAUUGUAAAUUUACCAAAUCAUUGAGUCAAUGAAAGAAGUGCUGCCGUGGGAUUUGUUUUUAUAAUGCACUGUUGUCAUUUUGUUAUUGAUGUUAUUGUUAUUGUAUUUUUUUUUUACUUUUUUAUUUCAAACUUUGGUUUCAAAAGCACAAUCACUAAACUUUUUAUUUUAAACCAUUCUUAUGUAUGGAGCGUUCCACAUUUAUAUGGUGAAGAUGACUUCUUGUUAAUCGUGUGUAUGAGGCUGGAUGAAAGGAAAGGCUUAUUUGCUUCAUUUUUAUUUCUGCAAAUGAACAAGAUGGAAAUGGGACAACUCUCUUUUAUUUUUUCUCACACAAAAACCAUGUAAUCACGUUAUCCGCAUAGGGAUAGACCAUGGAGUAGCAAUUUGUCAUCUCAUAACCAAUGACAAUGUUACAUUCAUUGAGACAAAUGCACUUAAAUAAGGAUGAAACAAGAAAAUGUGCAAUGGGCGAUAUCUUUUAGAUUUUAGAAGUCUUGGGUUACGAGUGUCCUUUCCAUUUUGUGUUGAGGAGUGAGGUGAUCUUGCAGGAGCACUGUUGUUGUAAUACGAAUGUCUGCCACAGCCAAACAGCAAGUCUUUUGGAUUUUUAUCUGCCCAGCCGUUGGGCUUGGCUCUUUCUAUGCUGUACAGGAGUAAAGCAGGACUUCAUUAUGGGAAUGGAAGUGAGGAAUACCCGAAAUGAGGGUUUGCCAUGGUAUUCCGAGGCAUCGCUGUGCUCUCCUAGCACAUAGCUGCUUCUAUGGUUUGGACUCAUGCUAUUGCAGUACCUUUUUUUCAAUUAAUGAACAUUUGUGUGUGAGAAUAUGUUCUCUAAGGAAAAAAAAACUUGUGCUGUCCAUCAUUGUUUGGUGUUUACUAUGUUAAGAUAAAGUACAACUGCUUUAAAUUGUCAGCCAAAUUUUCAUGACUGAUGAGCUCAUAUUUAGAGUAAAAUUAAACAUUGUCAUUUCCCACCUUAUUUAUUAUUAAAACAUUUUUCAGAUGCCA
Pygocentrus nattereri (red-bellied piranha) is the source of this 6976-nucleotide messenger RNA. Its product is annotated as roundabout homolog 1-like. NCBI's taxonomy places the organism in Eukaryota, Metazoa, Chordata, Actinopteri, Characiformes, Serrasalmidae. Gene Ontology annotation, biological process: axon midline choice point recognition; axon guidance; Roundabout signaling pathway. Gene Ontology annotation, molecular function: axon guidance receptor activity; protein binding. The coding region runs from base 559 to 5466 and encodes 1635 amino acids. The record is from RefSeq and is a predicted model, not a curated record. The transcript has 30 exons.